AUGGACUCAUGCAGCAUCAAAACUAAAACAAAUGAACUGCACCGAGUCAAGGAAUUCAGAGACCUGGUGAGCAAUGCGAAAGAUUCUGAUGGAGACGAGCGGAUCGCAUUUGAGUACAAACUUCUUUUGCUGCUUGAGCAAGUGCUUGGCAUAUCAAGAAAUGACAUUGCAGAGUAUGUAAAGAUAUAUCGUGAUGCAGAGCCUGGAUACCUACACAAAGAGUCUUUAAGGUUGUUUAUGAAAAAAAACGAGCUGGUGAAUGAUCAUGUUGCAUCCGUGUUUACUUGCAUAUCGAGUCUUCUUCCGAUUGGGUUUGUUGAGAUCCUCGUUGAAAACGAGUGUGUGUGCAAGUCCUACGAUAAGGUACUACAGAAGAUAUAUGGAAGCGUGAAAAGAACCAGAAAGCGACUGAUUACUGAAGAGCAUGAUCCUUCUGCUGUCAAAAGCAUAUCCAAUUGUACAAUAUCUAAUAUGAUGAAAUAUCCAGGGCUGAAGCUGUAUUUUACAAAGAAUAUGAUGCAGAUGGCAGAAGAUCAAAGAAUGUAUUUUAUAGUGAAGCACCUGAAGAGAGAGGAUUUUGAAUACUACCUGAAUGUAUUGGCUGACGAAUCAAAUGAUUCAAGGUAUAAAGAUAUGCUUGAUGAGUACAUGAUUAAUGGGGUUGCAACAGAACCAUCGGCUGAAUAUCAUGUGUUUAUGAGUCUGUAUCGAUAUAUAAGAGCCAAGACUGAUGACACGCAGAUAUUGGAAAAAAUGCUCAGAACCUAUAAUGCUGAAAAGCUUCUUGAAGAUAGCAUAGGAAAGAUGUUUGUUAGCAGAACGAUAGGAUACAUAGCAUGCAGAGUGGAUGAAGUCGAAAUAUGCAGAUCAACUGUGCACGAUGUGCUGAAAGCGAGCAAUUCUCGUGAAAUUGACGAUAUUGUAUGGAAUGCAUUGAAGGACAAGCGGCUGGUGUUUUUGGAAUGCAUUGAAAGGUUCAAAGCGCCUGCAGAUCAAAGCCUUGCAAGCAUUCUUAUGCACUCUAAAUGCAUUUGCGAGAAUAGACGUGUGCCUAUAUCUAAAGCAAUGAGCUAUGGGGAAGGAAUAUAUCGGAAUGAAGCGGUGCAGUAUAUCAAUGACAGGUUUAUGCUGCAUGAAAUAGUAGAUGCAGCUUUGAAUACUUCAGAGGAUGAAAGAGAUUUUCUGUUGGAAUGCAUAUACAGAAAGUCAUUAAUUGGAGAAUUAGACAUAAGAGUGUUGGGCAUCGAAGAUGCAGGAUGGAUUGACAAGACCUUGGAUGAAGUGUUCAAAGUAAUGGAUCCCACGAUGUAUGAGAUUCUACUCACUAAUAAGCCUGAGAUGGCGUUUGACUAUUGCUUCAGGCAUUCUGAGUUGCGUAAAAGAUACUUUGACGGGGUUGACAAGAUGAAAUGCACUGUUGAAGAAGCAAUAUGCAUACACAAGAUCUUGAAAGAAGAGCUCUGCAUCAAUAAUAAUUCUGAAGUGAUGGUUAAUUCGUAUGCUAGCUUUGUAUAUGGAGAUGAAGAGCCAGGGAAUGCAAUCUACAUGGCCAGUACACUUGCUAAUCCAAAGCAGAUUGGAAAUAUUCUUGAAUUUGUGUAUCUUCUGACACUGAUUCGUCCUGGCGAUGCAAGGUAUUAUUUUUGUGAGUAUUUCAGAGAGAUCUGUUCUCAGGCAAAUAGCAAGGAGCUUGCUGAGAAUGAUUUACUGGGUGUAAGUGGGCAUGAAGUGCUUGGAUUUGAUGACGUAAGAAUGAUAUACUCGAUGCCACUUUACAUAAUGCUUGAGCAUAUUUUUUCAACGCAUUUAAAAGACAAGUAUCUUGUGUAUACGAUUAUGGAUGACCUGAUUGAUGCAAUACACAUUGGGGGGCAAGCAUUUAGAUUGCUGGUGUUGAAAGCCAUGAAUUCGAAUUUAGUUGCGCCACAGCACCUCGUUGAUUUUAUUGGCAUGGUUACGGUUCUUAUUCACGACUCGAAUGUUCAGAUAUGCUACGAAAGCCGAAGGCUCCUUAUGGAGAUUCCGGUUGCAUCACCUGAGCUGAAGUGUUUGAAAUCGCAGAUGAUGCAAGCGAUAAUGGACAGGAUCUAUGCAAAGUCGUUUUUUGAUGCAUUUAAGACACAGCAAUUCAAUCACUAUCUCUGCUUUAAUGGGUUGAAUUUACUUGUCCAGGCACUCAACAUGCACAUGAAGGAGUUUCGUGCGGAUGUGUUUCCGAUUCUGAAAAGCUUGAGGUUUUUUGCACACCCAAGUGAUUUGAAGUCUUUGAUUCCGAUUAUAUUUGAAAAUCUUUCAUUGUUUGUGAUUGAAAAUGCAUUUUAUACCGAUGAAUGCUGUGAAGUUGUAUCGCCACUGAUGCGAUUUGGUGCAUGCAUAUCAUUUCAAAGGCUAUUGGACAGCAUAGGCCAGUCUCUCAGGGUCAAUAAGUUUCUUGUGAAGAGUUUAAGGUCAUGUGAGGAGAAUAUGGUUGACGAGGUUAUUAGCCAGAUCAUAAGAAAAGGAUCAGGUACGCAUGAAGCGAAUGAGCUUUAUGUGGAGCCGUAUUUUCUUGCAUAUGCACCAGAGCUUUCUAUUUUUGAGAAGUACGUUCCUGUGUUUAUGCCGUUUCUCAAGAAAUUGUUUGUAGAUAGUGACUAUGCAAGGCAAGAGAUUGCAUUCAAAGCAUUUGAAUCGAUGGAUGUGAUAGACUUCCUGCUAUACUGCUGUAUUGUGGGGCAGUGGAAGUCACGAUUGCUAUGCAUAGAGCUUUUUGAUAAGAAAGGAGCUGCUGACGGCCGGAUGCUGGCGAUGCUUUUUAUUCUUAAGAACGACACGCACUCUGCAUUGAGAAAGCGAGCAUUUGAGAUAUGGAAAUCGAGGAUACCCAACACAAACUUGGCAUUGAAAGAGAUCUACACAAUUGUUCUUGGAUGUCUAAAAUACCAAGGAUGUUCUGGAUCAUUCCAUGAUGCAAUGGAGGGGGCACUAAUCGACAUGGUUCUAAAGUAUACAAAGUACGUUGAAAAGUAUGUUACAGAUGUUAUGGAGCAGGCAGCAUCUGGAUUUAUUGAUGAGAGUAUAGUGAAUCCACUGGGAACUGGUGAAGACUUGAGCAUGCUAGAAGGUGUAAGCCAAAGCAAAGUUGUUGAAACAAUAUUAAUUGAGUGUGUAAAGGCAGAGAAGUGUGUUGAUAUUGCACUGGAGUUCAGUAUCCGCAAGUGUUCAAUAGACAUAUUUAAGCUUUUGUUGAAUAACUCUCUGUAUAGAAGCAGAGUUAUUGAUGUGAUUGGAGAAAGGAUUGAUGAUCCGGCCAUUUGCCAGUUGUUCCUGGGGAAUGGCCAGCUUGUGCAUGACCUGUUUAUAAUGACAAGGAAGACAUUUCUAUUCAAGUUUCUGAGUAAUUUUCACAAGACAAAUCUUGCCGAGCUUCUGUUUGAAUCCGAGCAUGAGAAUGCAGAAUACAUCAAGGAGCUUAUGAGAUUUUCUGAGCCAUCGAAAAAAAUGGAGCAGCUUUUGUUGGUGCACAGGCCAAUAUACACAUCUAUUUUUUACGGCAGCCUUGACAAAGCAGAAGACUAUGGAUGUGCAGUUGAUCUAUUUAAGAGGGUAUUUGAUGUACUUGAAUAUGCAGAUCUUGCACCAUUGAUCAAGAAGCAGUACCUAGAGUAUUUGCUGUGUGUUUCAUAUAAGAAUGUGGAUGAUCCACAGGCAAUGGUGGAUGUGUUGUGCACAUCAGACAGCAUCAAGGCUCUAGAAAGGUUGGACGAGAUUCUUAUGCAAACAAGAGUCGCAAAUGUCUCUGCUGUAUGCGGGCAUCUUCUGAGAAACUAUCUGUCGUAUGAAAAGCGUGAGCCGGUGAUUACUUGUCUCAAAACACUAAAAGAAAAAUAUGAAAAGUCUUUGGAUAUUUUUGGUUUGAUGAUUGAUCGUAUUUUGGGCGAUGAUAAGUGCUAG
Molecule: messenger RNA, 3933 nt
Organism: Ordospora pajunii
Lineage: Eukaryota; Fungi; Microsporidia; Ordosporidae
Exons: 1
Coding region: 1-3933 (1310 amino acids)
Source: RefSeq, a predicted model, not a curated record